Messenger RNA from Naegleria fowleri, 957 nucleotides. RefSeq lists its product as uncharacterized. The transcript has a single exon. The coding region runs from base 1 to 957 and encodes 318 amino acids. The record is from RefSeq and is a predicted model, not a curated record. Lineage: Eukaryota; Heterolobosea; Eutetramitea; Acrasida; Naegleriidae.
AUGAGCGCAAAGCCUCAACAAGCGACCACUCCCAUCAUCAUCACUGCUGAAGAAGCAAAAGAAACACGUGAGCUUUUCCGUACGACUGAAUUGUUGUCGACUUGUCAGUCCAUGAAGAUGCAGCUUGAAAGUAGAUUGGGUUCCGAUGCUUCAGAAUUCUUUUACUUUGCUUGUAUGGAGGCUUUGCCAGAAAUUCGGGAACAAGAACCCACUUUUGAAAGUAAUCUGCAAAAACAAACGAGUAAUAGCAGGACGAAAGCUUCUUGCUUAUCAAAAUUGGAGAUUAUUGAAAGAACAAGAGAACAAAAUUGGAACCCACUAAAUUCAGAUCUUGUAUCGACUUGGACCUACAAUCCUCGCUUUUUGUUUGACGAAAAUUGGACCCAGAAAACCUUUGCCGAAAUGAGUGACUGUUUUGCAAUGGAUAGUAGUCUUGUUCAAAGAGUUCAAAUGAAACACAGAUUAUUAGGCUCACUCGCAGAGGGAGGAAUUCAACGAUUGAUGCCAUCCUUUGCCAGUAAAUUGAGAGAAUUGAAGGCUGCUAAUGGAGGACAAGUUAAGGACAUUUCUUCCCAAUCAGAGGCCACUCGCCUUUUUGAAAAUUAUACCCGAGAAUCAAGAGACCAAUUUGUUGAUUGUCUUAAAGCACAAACCAAUACCAUUCAAGCCAAAGAUGAUGAAUACAAAGUUGCGCUUGCCACCGAUAGAUGUAGUGCAAUCAGUUUUGAAAACUUCUUUAAAGGUAUGAUACUUUCAUGCAACAAGUCAAUUGUAGAUUGCGUCGAGAAAAAUAGUAGAAAGGGAAGAACAUUGGAAAAUGACAAUGUUUUCGGAGUGUUGGCUUGUGUCACAGAUCUACAACAAGUUGCGAAUAACGGAUGUGCCAAAUAUGCCAUUGACUAUAUCGAUCAACUCUCGCGAGACGCUUUGAACAUUUCAUCCACAAAGAAGGAUUAA